CUCGAAAAAGUGCUGGGCAGCAGCGGAAGCACACUGACUUGAACGUAAGCACAGCAAGGAGAUUUCAUUGUGCCGUAGGGUCGACUGCCUCAUGUCGACGGGACGAUUACCACUUUAUCCCUUGGUUACUUGUUUCCAUCUACCAAAUACCACUGGUGGAUUUCCCUCGUCCACCGUCCUGUUCGCCUUUUUUUCGUUGUAUAAAUCUUUCUGAAUGAGUAGUCGAAGACGAGAAGACCGUUCCGCGACAGCAGACGCUAAUUACAGAACUUGGCAGUCCUCCGAAAAAUAUCACACCGACACUGAAGCUGAACGCAGGCGACACCGCUCAUCCACGCUUCCCACUAACCCACAGGAGUCGAGGCAUUACCCCACCCAGUCUCAGGAUCCUCGCUACUACGACAGCAGGCAUUCCAGUCGUCCUCACCGGCAAGACCAGGCUCAUUACUACCCCCAGGCAUCCUAUCCUCAGCCUGCAGCCGGGCCGUCGACGGGUAGAGCUGGUGGUACGCACCAUGUAGCAAGACAGUACUCCACCUCUGCGGGGUAUCCAUAUCACCAAUCGUCGUCAUAUCACACCUCUGCGCCUUCGCAGCCACCUCCAGCACCACAAGGUACAACCGGAGCCCCAAUACCUUCCUCGUCGCGGAGAACUUACCAAGAAGCGCCAGACCCACGAGCUUACCCCCACGCCGCUGCGCCAGGUGUUCACCCCUCCUACGACAAGGGUUCCAGUGCCGCGGAAGCUCCGAGGUCUGCUAAGCAACGCGCAACGCACUCGUCGACACAACCUGGUUCAGCACACCCUAGUCACGUCAUUUGGGUUCCUCCUCAACAAGAGAUGAGUUCCACCAGGCGCCACAAGGAAGACGACAAGGUCCAUGAGAGGAGUCGGGACCGGGACCGAGAGCGCGAGCGCGAGCGAGGGAAAGCGAGAGAGACAGAGCGCACACCUGCAGAGAUGGAAAAAGAACGUUACCUUUCGAGGGCAGAACGACACAGGGAGCGUGACCGUCCCGUCGAACCUGAGAGGUACAAGGACUAUAGGGAGCCAAGCAGGAGCAGACAUCGCAGAGAGUCCGACUCAGAGGGUGUUGCUCAUGCAGAUCGUUUAAAUGGGCAUCGACGGCAUCGAACCGAUGACAGCAUCGUCCCUCCAAGUGCUUCUCGGCGACAGUUUGCUGAAGAUCCCCGUGUGUCCUCUACUCGUCAACAUGCUGAACCGGCGCAGAACCCGAUCAAUGGUGCGCAGGCACACCUCACAGCCGAUCCUCAGGCAGAUGGUGUAAAUUCAGCUCAGCGUGGUGAGCAACAGUCAUCCAAUGCUCCACCAGCACCUCGCGUAAUGCCCGUGUAUCUUCCAACCAAAGCCUCAAAGCCACAUCGUUCGCAUCAUGACAAACGCUUAUCGGUUGCUGCUCAACCCCAGGGUGCUCACUCUGGGAGCGAUUCGGAGAGGCCAUCUGGCAAACAACGCAUGGAACGGGCCCACGCAGGGGCUGCCGUACAGAGAAACGAUGGAUACUUGUCCAGUACCACGAGAGAAAAAGGUGGACGUGACGCACAGCUAGACCCAAGAGAGGAUGACAAGGGGGGCAAAUAUGGAUCACAGAAUGCUCGCCAGCCGCGGACCCAAGUCACUUCGCACAACGUGCAGUCUCUCCCGUCGGAUGCCCGCCAAGGGCCUUCAGUACCACAAUUUGUUAGUAUCCGUGCGGGACAGGGCCCUUCUGACCCGCAAGCGAAACAACUCGUUUUUACGCAACGUCCCCCGCUAUCGUUAAGCCACCUGCACAAACUGGAGCUCAUUCUUACGAAGUCCCGCGUUCUCAUGCAGACCAAUUCGCUGCCCCACGUCCUCGUGUUGAACCUUAUGGAGUGGAGCCAUCUGGAAGCGCUUACGCCUCUGGUCGUGAGGCUAAUCAAGUUGCGGCUACCUCGUUGUCACGUACAGCUUCGCAACAAGCCCGUGCCCACCCUGAAACCGGCGUGGAGAACGCAAUCUCUUCUGCCCAUGCUUCCUCCUAUCCCGUGAGACCACCCUCGCGUUCGGCUCAGAAGAUUCCGAGUGCUCAUAACACCCCACUUAUUGGAGGACCACGACCCCUCCGUACGAACUCUCAAGGUCCGCACACGAUAGAC
This is a messenger RNA of Pisolithus orientalis, 2142 nucleotides long. RefSeq lists its product as uncharacterized. Bases 215 to 2035 code for a protein of 606 amino acids. The transcript is spliced from 5 exons. The record is from RefSeq and is a predicted model, not a curated record. Lineage: Eukaryota; Fungi; Basidiomycota; Agaricomycetes; Boletales; Pisolithaceae.